Salvia hispanica is the source of this 1569-nucleotide messenger RNA. Lineage: Eukaryota; Viridiplantae; Streptophyta; Magnoliopsida; Lamiales; Lamiaceae. The record is from RefSeq and is a predicted model, not a curated record.
ACACGCAUCUCUCUCUCUGAAUUUCAUUUCCCCCCAAAAAGUAAACCUAUUUUGCAUUCGCAAAAUCAAGGAAUUUGCUCAACGAAUCGAAGAGAUACCGUAGUGUAGUCUGCAAUGUGUGGCGGAGCUAUAAUCUCGGAUUUCGUGGCGCCGGCGAGCCGGUCGUCGGCGCGACUGACGGCGGAUUUGCUAUGGGGAAGCGCUGUCGCCGGCUUGGACCGGAAGAAGAAUCGCGGCAGCUAUCGCUCCAAGCAUAUGAGAUCUGCGCCGAUCCUCGAUUUGGAGGACGACUUCGAGGCUGAUUUCCAGGAAUUCAAGGAUCAUUCCGACGGUGAGGACCAGAUUGGCGCGAAGAAGCCCUUCGCUUUCUCCGCUUCGAAGAGUUCUGGUUCAAAAGGUGUGAAACAUACAGACACCGUUGAAUCUGACGAGGAGGAUGGAAAGUGUUCAAAAAGAAAGAGGACGAAUCAGUAUAGAGGGAUUAGACAACGUCCUUGGGGAAAAUGGGCUGCUGAGAUCCGUGACCCAAGGAAAGGGGUUCGUGUGUGGCUUGGUACUUUUAAUACUGCGGAGGAAGCUGCUAGAGCUUACGAUACUGAGGCUCGGAGGAUCAGGGGUAAGAAAGCUAAGGUGAAUUUCCUUGAAGAUGCUCCUCCUGCUGCUUCGAGAUGUACUGUUAAGGCAAACUCGCGUCAAGAGGUUCUUCAGGAAAGCCUGAGGGCAGUUCAGCUCAACGAGGAUGAAAGUCUGAAUUUCAUGAACAUGUUAAAUGAUGACUACUACAAUUCAUUUGGCGUCGUUGAAGAGAAACCGCAAAUUAAGCAGUUCUGCUAUACUGGUUCCUAUCAUACAGCUGAUGGGAACAAUCUAAAACCACUUACUCCUACUGACGGAUCAAAUGUUUGCUUCAGCUCUGACCAGGAAAGCAAUUCUCUUCUUGAUUGCUCAGACUUUCCUUGCGGUGAAAACUGUGUAAAAACCUCAGAAAUAUCAUCUAUGCUGUCAACGGUGCUUGAGGGUGAACAGGCUGACUUUACUGAGGAUGCUGGGCCAGCGAAGAAAACCAAGACCAUUCCUGAAAAUCUCACACCCAGUGAUGGGAACACUGUCUCUGAUGAUCUAUCAGCAUUCGAUUCCCAGAUGAAGCUCUUUCAGAUGCCAUAUCUAGAGAGCAACUGGCAAGCCUCACUCGAAGCCUUCCUUAAUGGAGACACAGCUCAAGAUGGAGCAAGCGCGAUGGAUCUUUGGUCUUUUGAUGAUGUCCCAGCUAUACUAGGGAGUAUCUAAUGCUGCAGCUUGGCGCGUUAAAAGCUGCCUUUUUGUAAAUAAGGCUACAUGUGUGUUGCUUGCUAGUGAUCAAGAAUGGCAAAAUUCUAAGCAUGCCAAAUGCCAUUUGAUGGUGUUUUCUAGGAGUCUGCGUAAAUCGUAAUGUGCGUUUUAUAGGUAAAAACUAGAUGAAAUUUGUGUUUGAAACAUUGAAAAGUCUAUGAUGAUGAUAUGAUGCCUGUAUGGAUGAUUUAUUACGCGUUUAAACGUAAUAUUAUACCCUCUCUGCCUGUUUGUUUUCCA